Radiomyces spectabilis is the source of this 1743-nucleotide messenger RNA. RefSeq lists its product as uncharacterized. Gene Ontology annotation, molecular function: high voltage-gated calcium channel activity. The record is from RefSeq and is a predicted model, not a curated record. Gene Ontology annotation, biological process: calcium ion import across plasma membrane. The transcript is spliced from 12 exons. Lineage: Eukaryota; Fungi; Mucoromycota; Mucoromycetes; Mucorales; Radiomycetaceae. The coding region runs from base 1 to 1743 and encodes 580 amino acids. Gene Ontology annotation, cellular component: membrane; voltage-gated calcium channel complex.
AUGUACAUCUUUGAAGUAUUGGUCAAACUUUUUGGUUUGGGAUUUCGAAAGUGGGCAUCAUCUCUGUGGAAUAUUUAUGAUGGAAUUAUCAUAAGCAUGCUACUGGCUACCAGCAUUCCAAGAUUUUAUUACAUGCUCAGUGUAGAGUGGAAUAUAGUGUACAAGCUAUUGUUGAUCUGCGUCGCAUUCCGUUUAGCGCAACGAAAUGAAGCGCUGGACACUUUGUUUCGCGCAGUGCAGCAUGCAAAUUUCCGCGAUUUCGGACUCACGAUCCUGACGUUGUUCCGAAUGGCGACGGGGGAAAAUUGGGAUUUCUUGAUGCACGAUUAUUCGGUGCAAUCACCCCAGUGUGUGGAGGGCGAAGAUUGUGGAUCCUCCGUGGCCGCCACGACGCUAUUUGUCAUGUUUUAUGUCAUAUGUACCUAUAUUUUUGUCAACCUCUUUACUGUGAUUGUCAUUAAUAAUUUUUCGUUUACAUUUGACAAGCGUAACCGAUUUACGCUGGUGACGCGCACCGAUUUGCGGUAUUUCAAGGAAGCAUGGUCCGAGUUUGACCCUCGAGCGACGGGGUACAUGGACAUGAAUGAUGUACCUGGAUUUCUUCGAAAACUCAAGGGCAUUUUGGCUAUCCACAUCUACGACUCCAAGCACAGUUUGCAAAACUUGCUGAAAGCAAGUAAUAAGAUCGACCGCAACAGUUUUCAUUACGUCUCUGUUCCUGGCCCGGCGAUUGAAUCCACCGCCUUAUCGACUAUUCAAAGCGCCAUUCCCGGAGAACGGCUGUACAAUUUCUACGCCGUCAAUAAAUUACUAUCGACCAUCAAUGUCGAAAAAAUCAGAGAUCGACGCAAUCGCUACAUCGAAUUGUAUCAGGAAAUUUUAUACACGUCCGGUUCACGGGGAAUCGCUUUUCAUGAAAUGUUGGAAAUUUUGGCCAUACGCUUGGUCGAUGUCACCAAAUCACUGACAUUUGAUGAACUUGUUCAUCGUGCGAAAAAGCAGGAAAAAAUUGACAAGAUGUUGGCACAGGAGAAAGCAAAGAGUUUUGUCGCCAUGUUGCUGGUGCGUCGAAAGUAUCUAAAAGCUAGACAAUUGAAGCAAGAGCGCGAGAUGCCCAGUCCCGGUCACCUGGACGACUGGGAACCCGACCCAGCCAACCGUCGAGUAAGCAACACGAGGACCAAGUCCGCAGACGGGUUACAACAACCCAUACCGACGUCACCGGUCAACGCCGAAUCACCAGUUCCCAUGAUCGUAAUUGAAAAACCGCAACAGCUUUUGCAAUCACCACUAUCAAAAGGGAUGGAUGAAAACAAGAUCGAAAAAGGGACAUCACCCGAGCCAGAGCCCGCGCCCGCGAUAGCAUCAUCAUCGGAGGCACCAUUGGGAUCUCCCAAGCUACAGCGUAAGGACAAGCCGGUUUUCAAGUCCUUGGAGCCGUUGCACAGUCAGGUACCAUUGGUUCACGCGGAUGUACCAAGGUUAGCUCCCGCUCCCGCUCUCCGGCGAAGUUUAUCGGAACGUCGAGGCGGCCAGGUCUCCGGUUAUCACGAAAAACAACGAGAGUGGGACCCCAAGGAACAACUACCCGAGCAAACGGACGACAUUUUCACCAAAUAUUACGCAGUAGACUCCAUGAUGGAGACCAUGCCGUCCCCCGAUGCUCAAGAUCUCAAUGAGCGAGUCGCUCACAGCCAAUGGUCAGACAUGCUCAAGGAUAUAGACAAACAACAGAAAGGAUGA